Mangifera indica (mango) is the source of this 1276-nucleotide messenger RNA. Its product is annotated as LOB domain-containing protein 27-like. The coding region runs from base 370 to 1263 and encodes 297 amino acids. The transcript is spliced from 2 exons. The record is from RefSeq and is a predicted model, not a curated record. Lineage: Eukaryota; Viridiplantae; Streptophyta; Magnoliopsida; Sapindales; Anacardiaceae.
AAAAAUGGUUUGUUGUUGUUGAUGAUGGAGUUGAAUGAUAAAAUGGUAGCAAAGCAAUGCAACCGUUGGUGACAAAAUUUUGUAAAAGGAUUCUUAUCCCAAUAAUCCCAUAAUCAGAAGAAAAUGACCCACAUAGGAAACAGCCCCGAUAUUUUCGCUUCCAUUUUCUCUUAGUUUUACUCAGUCUCUUCACAUCCAGUAAAUCCGCUCAUAUCAGACCAGAUCAAAGUGUUGAUUGUGUUGUGUUUACCCCAUUUCAGUUUCAACCACAUCACCUCUUUCUCUUAUUAUAUCUUCUUCUUCUUCUCCAUCUUCCUGUGUUAUUGUUAUUAUUUAUUAUUCUUUAAUCUUUUGAAUGUUACAAGAAAUAUGACCCUUAAGGGUGGCACCAGCCAAGCCUGUGCUGCGUGCAAAUACCAACGAAGAAAGUGCCAUGCUGAAUGCCCAUUAGCUCCAUAUUUCCCUCCUGACCAGCCUAAAAUGUUUGCAAAUGCCCAUAAACUGUUUGGGGUCAGAAAUAUUCUCAACAUUUUGAAGAAUUUAGACUCUGAUCAGAAGACUGAAGCAAUGCGUUCCAUUAUUUACCAAGCUGAUAUUCGUGAUAGGUAUCCUGUUCAUGGAUGUUGGGGCAUUAUUUGUCAACUGCGAUAUCGAAUUUGGCAGGCUGAAGAAGAACUUCAUGCAGUUCAUGCACAACUGGAGAUGUAUAGACAUCAUUAUCAACAGCAGCAACAGGUGACAUCUAUGACGGAUGAUGUUCCUUCGCAACUUGAAUUAGGCAUCGGCAUGGCUCCUCCUAAUAAUAAUUCGCUUUCGCUUUUCAAUCAUACUCCACAGCAGCACCAGCACCAGCCUUCUUAUAAUAAUGCUCCUGCAGCAGCUUUGCCUUAUACUAAUAACAGCAACUCUGGAACUUACAUGGAUUCCAAAGACAAUGUUGCUCAUUCUAUGUGGAUCCAACAUCAAUAUGCAACUGCCACCAACAACAUUAAUUCCAAUUCUUCCAUCCCCAUUCAACCCCACCAAUUCGUUGCCUCGCAAUCUUUGGCUCUUCAGCAGCAGCAAGAGGUUGUUCAUGAUUAUGAUGAGAUUCAUCCGUUUUUCGACACCAUUGAUGACAGACAAUCAUACAUUGAUUCUAAAGAGGCUUAUGACUCCAGUUCGGAAGAAUCAUUGAAAGAUACAACACAAUCCACUGAGCACGUUGCAGAGAAUGAACUGAAGAGUGCUGCUGCAUGCUUCAGUCUGACCAGUGUCAAUUGAUCAAGAAGCCAGA